CCAAGUCACCUUGGUGGCUUUUUGGUAAAUUUGACGCAGCAAAGAAGUAGCAGCUCCAGGCCAGAGCUAUCGUCCAGACCAUAACCAGAGUGGCGAUUAGUAUAUCCAUUGAUUCUGCCGGUCGACGGUUUGAGAGAAAGUAGGAGGAAGGACAAAAUGGCAUCAGGGUGGGGAAUAACAGGCAACAAAGGCCGAUGCUACGAUUUCUGGAUCGACUUCAGUGAGUGCAUGUCUCGCUGCCGUGAGCCCAAGGACUGCUCUCUCCUCCGUGAAGACUACCUCGAGUGCCUCCACCACUCCAAAGAGUUCCAACGAAGAAAUCGGAUUUACAAGGAGGAGCAGCGGAAACUGAGAGCAGCAGCACGGAAGGGCAAGGAGGGUGAAGAUGUUGAUCAUCAUGCAUAAUAGUCGUUAGUCAUCUGUUGGACGCAAAAUAAUGAAGUGUGAUGUUGUAUUUUUCCCUGGACCAUUUUCUAACUUCAUUAUAUUAUCUGUUUUUUUCAUCAUGGAAUUGGUGUAGGCCUCCCUGGUCUAUGCAAUAAAACAAAGUCAUAUUUUCUUUUCUUCCAGCACUCAGAUGUAGACUCAUUUGCUUACUGUACCAACACAUUUUUUGAACCUUUUGUCUAUUUCUUUCUUUUCUUGUCUA
Molecule: messenger RNA, 649 nt
Organism: Ziziphus jujuba (common jujube)
Lineage: Eukaryota; Viridiplantae; Streptophyta; Magnoliopsida; Rosales; Rhamnaceae
Product: NADH dehydrogenase [ubiquinone] iron-sulfur protein 5-B
Exons: 2
Coding region: 157-405 (82 amino acids)
Biological process (GO): mitochondrial respiratory chain complex I assembly
Source: RefSeq, a predicted model, not a curated record